Molecule: messenger RNA, 2418 nt
Organism: Hypoxylon trugodes
Lineage: Eukaryota; Fungi; Ascomycota; Sordariomycetes; Xylariales; Hypoxylaceae
Exons: 3
Coding region: 1-2418 (805 amino acids)
Source: RefSeq, a predicted model, not a curated record
AUGGAUUAUAUACAGGAUAUUCGUCCCACCCGGGACCUACCCUACCCUAAUCUCAUCAAGUAUUACGCCACCGCGAACCAGCACGCGUACUUCAUGGAGCCCAAGGAUCCGAUUUUCCUCCGACGAACCCAUGAAGAAAAGGCUGCUGAGAACGCCAUCGUCCGCAAGUAUCCGGGAUUCGGAUCGUUGUCUCACGUGUACCGACAAGAGCGCCAGGGAAAGGGGUUCCACCAACUUGUCUUCUUCCGCCGCGACCGAGGCACGGUUGACCACGGCCUAGGCCGUUCGAACGAGGAUGUUUAUGAGUGCGCUAAGAUGAAUGUUCUGCGCCACCCUCGUGAGAAUGACCACAGCAACUCGAAUUAUAGGGAAGCACGGCCGAAGUCGGUAACUGGUUUCGAUCGGGCGAUGCUCGAUCUUGCGAACUAUCCGUUCCUCGCGCGUUCUGUCAUGAGCGCACCUCUUCUGCCCCGUUGCAGCCCUUUGUCGAAGGCCGACAUGAAGGGCAAGGCCCAAAUCGAGGGCAAAUUUUCUCUACCGAGAAGCACGCAGCCGUCGGCUUUGACUCGUGUCUUUCAGACACCGGAGCUGUGCCUCCACUUCAUCGAGACUAUCGGUGAUCGCUGGGCUGAUAUGUCCAACUUUAGUCGAAGCUGUCAGAUGGUCUUGUACGCUCUCAAUGAGGUUGCGGCUCGAGUUGACACGACGCGUGGCAAUUUCCUCAAUCUGGAAUUUACCGACAAGGAAAUCAACGAGGCUAAUGCGGGAGAGGAUUCCGCUGUCGUUCAGCAGAAGGGAGAGUUCCUGAAGCCGUCUCCGCCCACGUUUCUCAUGGUGUCCAACGUGCGACGUUCCUACGAAGGAGCAGAGGAUGGAGAAGAUGAGCCUCUUAAGUUUGGUUAUCCUGCCAAGCCGAAGGGAUGGUACUUCACCCCCUCAGCUGCUAGACGUGUCAUCGACACGUACAAAUUGAGCAAGUCUACAUGGUAUAAACGUCUUUGCACAUAUACUAACAGACAUAUAGUGAAAUGCAUCGAUGUCCGCGGGCACCAGAUCAAGGUACUGCACUUGCACUCUACUCCGAACGUAGAUGUGGCCGUUGUCCGAAUGUUUCUUGAGAGUCUCCCGAACCUGAAAGUCCUAGGUGUUCACAAUUGCGAACUCCUUCACUUUGGCACAACCAUCCCGAUGCUCAAGAUGAUAAUUGAGCACAAUGAAACCAAGGGAAAGAAGUUUGUGAGAACUGAUUUUUCACCUUUCUAUUACCACGGUAUCCAGCGCCAAUCGGAUGGACGCAGAGGCGAGUACGGAGUGAUUCCUUCGGAUCACGGAUUGAUUGAUACUCGCAGAGGUAUCGUAGCGGUCCUACGUAUAGCUGUACCUCUCGCCCUGAAGAAUGGUAUCGACUGGUUUACGCCUGGUACUGGAAUGCGUCAAUUCCUAGACAGAUUUCCCUUCGCAUUGGGUACCAUCAGAUACAUCUUAGAGGCUCUGUACAACCUCUACUACGAGGACAUUGCACCCGCAGAGGGGGCCUACGCCGACAUGAUGCGUCGGGCUCUCAACAACGAUCUAAUUCUCGCUGUUAACGGAGGAUGUAUGGACAAAGACACGCUGUAUGCGACCACAAGCGGCACGACAGGGCAGUUCACUCCAGUCGAAUGUGCCUAUUGCCACGCUAAACUUCCUUCGUACUUCUUCACAACUCGGUCCAUCAGUCGGCACUGGAGCCAGAUUGAGUGUGUGGGAUGUCAGUUGUGCACUAACUUGGACCUCCACGUUGACGACUUCUACCAAGAGCGUAGAAAAGUACUGGAAAUUCUGUUUGACCGCGGCCAAAUCCGGACAAUUGACGAGUUCAUUAACGGAACGCGAACCGCAACUGCGCAAGAAAUUUGCAAUCCCGAAUUUCCUUUCUUCCUAACCGCGGUGAAGUCUAUCAAGGACAUCUUAGCGGCAAGUGGCAAGAAAAAGCGCGGUUUGGUUCUGGGUCUGCGACCGGGCCCCAAGCUCCCGGAGAGGGUCAAAAAGAUUUGGCUAUGGCGUGAACGAACAUUUCUUGCAAUGAAGUAUGCUAGGACUCAUGUUGAUCGAGGAUUCAUCAAACUGAGACCUAUAUUCAAACGUGCCUUUCUACGAAUCAGAAAUCUGGAUGCGGAAUAUGAAACUGGACUCUCCUCCCAAUCGAGAAUACAGGAGAAUCGAGAUGAACGAGAUCGUAUCCGGCGUUACAUUGACCAAGAAUAUGCUCGCUGUGGAUUGCGACAGAUGGGGGGUGUCUAUGACACCAGGGUUGCUUCGGAUUGGGACUCGGUUAUCGAGAAUUAUCGCCAGACCGUCCAGGUGGCGUGCGGUGUGAUUAGGGACAAUGGUCCUUACAAUACCGUAUGGAACACUGCGCCUACCGGCUUCUGGUAG